Messenger RNA from Fraxinus pennsylvanica, 720 nucleotides. The record is from the annotation of a GenBank genome assembly. Lineage: Eukaryota; Viridiplantae; Streptophyta; Magnoliopsida; Lamiales; Oleaceae.
AUGGCAAAUGAAGAAGCCGACAGCCAAAGCCACUCAACUCCCUUCAGCACCAAAAAUUACCCUUCCAUCUCCACCAACGACGGCGCUAGUAUCGAAGUAGUCCGCCGUCCGCGAGGUCGCCCACCUGGCUCCAAAAACAAACCCAAGUCGCCGGUUAUCAUCACACAAGACUCCGAGCCAUCUAUGAGCCCUUACGUUCUCGAAAUUUCCGAAAACACUGACAUCGUCGAAGCCAUUACUCGGUUUUGCCGAAAGCGGAAUAUGGGGCUCUGUAUACUUCACGGAAAUGGGGUUGUUGCAAAUGUUACUCUCAAACAGCCGUCGUCAACUCCCGGUGCCGUCGUUACAUUUCAUGGGCAUUUCAACAUUUUAUCGAUUUCCGCUACUGUUUUACAGGGAAAUAUCCCGGUGACGGACGACGGUUUCAAAAUAUCUCUGGCAGGGCCGCAGGGCCAGGUUGUAGGCGGACUCGUGGUGGGGCCGUUGCUCUCCGCUGGAACUAUUUAUCUGAUCGCCUCCACUUUUAAUAGUCCAUCUUUUCAGAGGUUGCCGCUUGAAGAUGACCCCCGACACUCCGGUGAGGAGCGGCGGCAGGAGCUUUCUGGGUUAGGAGAUGUCCCUACGCCGCCUGGGGCUGCCGACUCUCGUAGAAUCCCCUCUUACAGUUAUCAAUCUUCUGACGUGAUCUGGGCCCCCGCCGCUAGACCGCCGCCUUACUGA